Molecule: messenger RNA, 1270 nt
Organism: Meleagris gallopavo (turkey)
Lineage: Eukaryota; Metazoa; Chordata; Aves; Galliformes; Phasianidae
Source: RefSeq, a predicted model, not a curated record
AAAUCCUCAGGGCAAUAUUGGAGCAGCCUACCUAAUGAUCCACCUUCCUGACUCUUCCUAACAUAAAGCCUGGAAUAAUAAAAGUGAUUUAAAUGCCAUAGCAUAUUUGAAAUCAAGCUGUUCUUCCAUGGAAUACUCAUGGCCUGAGGAAAAUGUCACAGGGCUGCCUUCUCUACUCACCAGGAGGAAGGGUUUCUCACCAUGGCCAUAACACAGUUUCGGCUCUUUAAAAUCUGUACUUGCCUGGCAGCUGUGCUUUCUUUUAUUAAAAAGUUAAUAUGCAGGUCUGGAAGAGGGCGAAAGUUAAGUGGAGACCAAAUAACUUUGCCAACAACAGUGGAUUAUUCAUCUGUUCCCAAACAGCCAGAAGUAGAAGACUGGUCUUCAUGGGAUGAAGAUGCACCUACCAGUGUGAAGAUUGAAGGUGGCAAUGGUAAUGUGGCAGCUCAGCAAAAUGCUGUGGAACAGAUGGAACCCGAUUAUUUUAAAGAUAUGACACCAACUAUAAGAAAAACUCAAAAAAUAGUUAUUAAAAAACGAGAGCCUUUAACUUUUGGAGUUCCAGAAGGAAACACAGGAUUCUCUAGCAGAUUAGCAGCUACACAAGAUAUUCCUUUUAUUCACCAGUCUCCUGAAUUGGGAGACUUGGAUACUUGGCAAGAAAAUACUAAUGCCUGGGAAGAAGAGGAAGAUGCUGCCUGGCAGGCAGAAGAAGUUCUUAGACAACAGAAGUUAGCAGAAAGGGAAAAAGAGCAGCAGAACAACAACGAAAGAAAAUGGAGAAAGAGGCCCAAAGGUUAAUGAAAAAGGAACAGAACAAAAUUGGUGUAAAACUCUCCUAACAGUAACAAGGCAACGGUGGAAGGAUUCCACCUCUACAACAUGCAUACUGGUAUUAAUUUAAGUGUUUCCAGGACUUCAACUCGCUGCUUGGUUUCAGUGCAUUCUUCAAGUCAUCUUGGAAGCCAGAAUUCUCCGAAAAUAUCUUGAACUACUAAGAGGGAGAUCUCCAAGGGGGGGAAAAAAAAAACCCGAAACCAUACAAAAUCAUGCCUUGAUGGAAUGAAAUUUCCUACAAUAUUUCUAUUCCAGUACCCUUCUUUGCAGCAAACAUGAUUGAGCAAAAGUGAUUGAGAGACGCUCUUAAUGAACAGCUUGAGCCUAGAGAAAAGAAUGUAAAUAUUCUGUGGUGGGGAAUCUACUGUACUGUCUGUGCUUACCUGAAACAUGUAAUUAAACAGUUUUAAAGAACCUUUUGCUUCUUACCUGA